Messenger RNA from Lithohypha guttulata, 642 nucleotides. RefSeq lists its product as uncharacterized. Bases 1 to 642 code for a protein of 213 amino acids. NCBI's taxonomy places the organism in Eukaryota, Fungi, Ascomycota, Eurotiomycetes, Chaetothyriales, Trichomeriaceae. The record is from RefSeq and is a predicted model, not a curated record. Gene Ontology annotation, molecular function: methyltransferase activity. The transcript has a single exon.
AUGUCAGAUCGAUCUGCAGACGCAAACGAAACACUUGCUCGAGCAUAUGCUCUAUCAGGAGCACCUGAUGACGUCCAACAGUUCUACAAGGAGUGGGCGGAGAACUAUGACAAAGAUGUGUCAGGCAUGCAGUACACAUUCCCGCAAAUGGCUGCGGAAGCAUUGGCAGAGGUCACUAGCCAGGACCUGGCGAAGGUUAGAAUCCUCGACGCUGGCUGUGGUACGGGCCUUGUUGGCGUUUGCCUGGCGCAAUUGGGCGCCAAAAACAUAGAAGGCCUAGAUAUCUCGCCAGAAAUGCUGCAAAGGGCGAGUCAGACGUCCGUCUACACAAAUCUUGAGGUAGCAGAUUUGACAAAAUCUAUUGCAAGACAAAAUGAAGAGUACGAUGCGGCUAUCUGUGUUGGUACUCUCACAAAAGGACACCUCGGACCGCAACUUCUUGACGAGCUGAUCAGGGUGGUCAAAAGAAAUGGCUACUUGGCCGCUACGAUUGGCGGAGGUCUUUGGCAGCACGGUGGUUUCAAAACGAAGGUCGAUGAACUCGUAAAGCACGAGUCGGUCACGAUCGUAAAGUCCACCGGUACGGGCGUUACCAUCAGCAAACACGACGCGGGUUGGUUGGUGGUGUUGAAGAGGUUAUGA